GAACAGUUGCUUUCAGACAAAUAAUGAUAGCCUGCUUGUAUGAACCAAUAUUUCCUCGUGAUGAAAUUAAAUGAGGUGAGGCAUUGCAUUCAUGUGUGGCGUCAAACUGAUGAGAUGUGGUUAUAUGUGCAGGUGCGCUCUCUGGAGGCCAAAAAUAGGCAGCUGGAAAUGAACAUCGCUGAGUUCUGUCAACAAAAGUCAACUGUUGUUACCAAGAACUACGGUGGCUAUUUUUCCACCAUCAGUGACCUGCGAGCCGAGAUUGCAAGAAGAUUUGCAGAGAACCAGGCCAUCCACGUGCAGCUUGACAAUGCUCAAUUGGCAGCGGAAGACUUUAAAAUGAAAUAUGACAUGGAGAUGAACUUGCAUUUGACCGUGGAGGCUGACGUAUCCCGUCUCCGAGCAGUCCGCGACAGCUUGACUCUUGGCAUCAGUGACUUGGAGCUAAACAUAGAGGAUCUGAAAGCAGAGCUGGCGCAAAUGAAGGCGAAUCACAAGGAGGAGAUGAGUCAGUUGAGCAUCCAAUGCAGUGGCUCUGUAAAUGUAGAGGUGGACAGUGCACACUCUACAGAUUUGACAAAGGUCCUGGAGGAAAUGAGGGAGCAGUAUGAAACUGUGGUGAGCAAGAACAAGCUGGAAGUCGAGAAAUGGUUCCAGUCGAAGGUGGAAAUUCUCCAGAAGGAAAUCAUUGUUUCCCAAACAGAUGUGAAAACGUUUCACAAAGAGUUGUCCACUCUGAAGAAGACCUACCAAAGUUUGAUGAUAAGCCGGCAAAGCGCACACACAGAGGUAUGGAAUAACAACCCAAAAGUACUGGAUAUGAAGGUUUUGCAACUGAAGCCAAAUGCACAUCGCAGUGUUAGGUCUAAUAAACUCAGCUUGCUGAAGCUAAGAAGUAGCAGACCCGCUCUUUUUUUCUCAUAUU
Haplochromis burtoni (Burton's mouthbrooder) is the source of this 925-nucleotide messenger RNA. Its product is annotated as keratin, type I cytoskeletal 19. The transcript is spliced from 5 exons. Lineage: Eukaryota; Metazoa; Chordata; Actinopteri; Cichliformes; Cichlidae. The record is from RefSeq and is a predicted model, not a curated record. The annotation marks the transcript as partial. Gene Ontology annotation, molecular function: structural molecule activity.